Molecule: messenger RNA, 924 nt
Organism: Lolium rigidum
Lineage: Eukaryota; Viridiplantae; Streptophyta; Magnoliopsida; Poales; Poaceae
Exons: 5
Coding region: 1-924 (307 amino acids)
Source: RefSeq, a predicted model, not a curated record
AUGCCGAUGGAGUCGUCGGCCGCGUCCCUGCUACUCUGCAGCCCCUCCUCCGACGACCGCUUCUGGGACGGCCUCCGCACCCGCGUCGACACCAUCCUCGAGGACCGCCGCCUAGUCGUAUCCUCCUCCGCCGCCACGUGCGGCGCGGCGUCCGAUCGGCCCAAGCGGCUCCGGGAGGACUCGCUUAUGCUGGUCCGGGGCCUCGACUCCGUCGCCGCCUCCCUCGCGCAGCUCUCCGACACGCUCACCGCCGCCCAGAAGGGAGUGAGCGCUCUGGCCACCUGCUCGUCCCAGGCGAGGGAGUGCGAGGAGCCCCACGCGAAGCGGCAGUGCGGCGGCGCCUCCACGGAGCUCGCGGCCCUCAAUGACGCCCAAAAAGACGCCGCCGAAGGUUCCACCGCCGACGCGCAGCCGCGUGACGAGACCAGCAGCGGGGGUGUCCGGGCCUCCUCCGAGGUCGCGCAGAGCACCAAUCUGAAGCGAGCGCGCAGCCUGGCGGUUUCGAUGGCGGGCAGGGCGGCCAAUCUGGCGAGGGAGCUCAAGACCAUCAAGUCGGAGCUGCACUUCAUGCAGGAGCGCUGCGGCCUGCUGGAGGAGGAGAACAGGAGGCUCAGAGACGGGUACGAAAACGGAGGAGCCGCCCCGGAAGAAGACGACCUGGUGAGGCUGCAGCUCGAGGCUCUGCUCGCCGAGAAGUCCCGGCUGGCGCAGGACAACGCCAACCUGGCCCGGGAGAACCAGAGCCUGAUCCAGCUCGUGGAGUACCACCAGCUCACCUCCCAGGAGGACCUCGGCGCGUCGUACGACGACGUCAUGGAGGGGAUGCGCCUUGACUUCGAUGGCGAAGAAGACGAGUUCGACGGUGACGGAGUCCCGGUCACCCCAGGCAACAAAUUGAGCGUGCUGGCCUCGCCUGAUGCGUAG